Sitophilus oryzae (rice weevil) is the source of this 549-nucleotide messenger RNA. RefSeq lists its product as uncharacterized. NCBI's taxonomy places the organism in Eukaryota, Metazoa, Arthropoda, Insecta, Coleoptera, Curculionidae. The record is from RefSeq and is a predicted model, not a curated record. The coding region runs from base 1 to 549 and encodes 182 amino acids. The transcript is spliced from 2 exons.
AUGGAGGCUGAAGAACAAGCAGGCCUUAGAGCAGGACGAUCCACAGCAGACCAUCUCUUCACAUUAACUCAAAUCUUAGAAACGAAAACAGCAUUCGAUCAGGAAGUUCAUAUUCUAUUUGUUGAUUUGAAGAAAGCUUACGACAGUAUACCUUUAGGGAGACUUUGGGAGACGCUGCAACAAAGCAAUAUGAACACAAAUAAUAAAGAUUUACUUGGAAAAUACACUGAACGAAAAUGUAGUUAUAUGAGAUUACCAGUAGAUGAUGAUACUACAGUGUACAUCUUGUCAUUCGCAGAUGACCAGGCUGUUGUAGCACAAGAUAUAGAGGACUUGGAAUGCAUGACCCGAAAACUUAACGAGGAUUAUGAAAAAUGGGGAUUGGAACUGAACAUUAAAAAAACGGAAUACGUGUGCAUUGGUAGACAACAACAAAACCUACGAAUAGUAACAGGACAAGUCAUCAGACAUUGCAGCAGCUACAAAUAUCUCGGAAUUAAAAUAUCCAAAGACGGAAGAGAAAUAUGCAAGGCAGAAAAGCAGUUUUGA